AUAAAUUUGAUAUAUCUUUUUUUCAGAGAGAUCAUAUAUAUUGUUUUUCCACUUUUAUUGUGUAUGAAAGAAGCCGAUUUUGCUGCUCUUUAUUUGAAGAUAAAUUUGAUGCAAAUUAUAAUUUAUUUUUAAAUAAAAAUCAGUGCAAAUCAAUAAGAAAACAAGCUUAUUAAAAAAAACAUAAGAGGAACGACGAUCAUAGCGACAAAUAUAAAAAAAAGAAAUGGAAGCUAUACGCGUUGCUGAAGCUAACCAUCAAUCUGGCUUUGCACCACGCCGUCACUAUGAUACUGUUAAUGCAAUCAACUCUAAUGCCAUAGUUAGCAAUGUUGGUCCAAUUGUUGUGCCAAACGGUCAAGGACAACCGAUUGAAGGCAUUAUUGGAAUUAAUAAUAACAUCAAUAAGCCGAAGGUUGUUGCUUUUCCUUAUGGCAAGAAAAUGACUAAAAUAGCGACUACGGCCAGCAAAUUGUCCCUGGAGGAUUCAGUUAAAUUGACCGAUGUCAAUGGUUUUGCAAUGAAAACACCAGUCUCGCUGCUGCAAGAGAUUUUAAGCCGUCGAGGCAUAACACCUAACUAUGAAUUAGUACAAAUCGAGGGAGCUAUUCAUGAGCCGACAUUUCGAUAUCGCGUAUCGUUUAACGAUAAAGAUGUACCAUUUACAGCUAUGGGUGCUGGACGUUCUAAAAAAGAAGCCAAGCAUUCAGCUGCUCGGGGUUUAAUUGAUAAAUUGACCGGCGUACAAAUAGUUGACUCCCAAGCAAAUGUACUCAAUAAUAAUAUAAACAUCCAAGACGGUAUCGUAGAUCCUGGUGCCAAUAAUGCAGCUGGCAGUGGAGAUGGUGCAGAUAAAGUUGUUGGUAAUCCAAUUGGUUGGCUUCAGGAAAUGUGCAUGUCUCGCCGUUGGCCUCCACCAACAUAUGAGACUGAAACGGAGGUGGGAUUGCCACAUGAACGUCUUUUUACCAUUGCAUGCACUAUUUUAAAUUUUCGUGAAGUCGGCAAAGGCAAGAGUAAGAAAAUUGCCAAACGUAUGGCUGCUCAUAAGAUGUGGACACGUUUGCAGGAAACUCCACUCGACAACAGUCAGAUCCUUGAAACUAUACGAUCUGAAUUGGAUUCAGAUAAAAAUUAUUAUGGUGAUUUGAAAGAUAUCACUGUGCCCAUUUUAACCAGUCAACAUAGUAAUAAAGUCUCACAGUUCCAUAAAACACUUAAAAAUUCCACUGGCAAGAAACUUGUUAAACUCCAGAAAACUUGCUUGGUUAGUACUAAAAUCGACUACAUUAAACUGCUUGCAGAAAUAGCUCAGGAGAACCAAUUUGAAGUAACUUAUGUUGAUAUUGAAGAGAAAACUUUCUCUGGGCAAUAUCAAUGUUUGGUACAAAUAUCCACCUUACCGGUAGGCGUAUGCCAUGGUUCUGGGCCAACACCGGCUGACGCACAAAAGCAGGCAGCUCAAAACGCCUUAGAUUAUCUUAAGAUAAUGACCAAAAAGUGAAAUUGCUUGAGACCAAGUUGAAAAAUUAUUCUUGAUUUUGCAUAUAUACGAUAAGAAAGAAUGUAUUAGGAGCAGAUAGAUGUCUUUUUCCAAGUAAAAAAGAAAAACAAACUAGCUAAACAAAUGUAAUCACAAUGGAAUCAUGAAUCCUUGAACAUACCUGAAGGUGAUUUUCUAUUACUUAAAUAACUUUUUUUCUUUGUCAUUAUUCCUCUUUUUUUUUUUUUUUUUUUUUUCCUUUUAAAUUCAAAAAUAGAGUGUCCACUCGAAGUGGACACAUUGAUUUGCUUUUGUAACAAUGCAUUAAAUCGAGUUCAGUUUUUGCAAUAUUCCUACAAAUGUGUGUGUAAACAAUAACAAAAAUUUCUAGUUUUUUAAACACUACCAACCCCGCCGCAUUAUAUUUAUAAAGGAAGAAAUUUUGUUUUAUAAAAAAAAAAUAUAUAUAUUUCAAAAGAAAAUUUUUUCUUUUGUUAUUUGCUUUGAUUGGUCUAUGAAGAUAUGUGGACAUGUAUUUUUAUAAACAUUAUAUAUAUAUAUAUUUGUUUUUUUUUUUUAGAGAUAUAUAUUUUAAAAGGAAAAACUUAUUUAUUUUAUAAGCAAAUUAUUUAACUAAAUGCAUAAAUAACUAGUAAAUAAAAUGGGCAAUUUACACAUCCACAUAAACACACACACAUCCAAAAGGGUGGACAUCCAUCGGAAUUAUGAAUAUUAGACAUUUUUCUGCCUUCAUUCAUAUUCAUUGAAAAAUUCGACAGCACCAGGCACGCUUACCAUUUAGUUAUUUAUGUAAUUAGUUUAAACGAAAAUUUGGAAUUAAUUUUUCGAAACUGAAUUUCUCAAAUAAUGCCUAAAAAGGGAAAUGGGGAGGAAAUGUUUUGUAAUCACACACAAUACUUAAUUUGGGAUAAAAAUAUGUUUUAUUUCUUUUGUUUUUUUUUUUAUUGUUUUUUUUUAACAUAAUUUUGAACACCUUGGAAGAAGGAAAAAGCGUAAAGAAACUAAAUAGAUAAUGCAAAUUAAUUAAAUUGUUUAAAACCUAUAGUUGCUGCAAACUAUAUGGGAUUUAAAUAUUACAAGCUAUACUUUGCAUAGAUCUAAUGAUAAAUUUUCCAAAAAGAGAUUAAUAUGAGAAAUCUAACAGAUGAAAAAAAGAAUUGAAAAAUUCAAAAUCAAUUAAUUUCGAAUCAAUAUUUUUUAAAAUUUCUUUAAAUCUUUU
Glossina fuscipes is the source of this 2720-nucleotide messenger RNA. RefSeq names its product interferon-inducible double-stranded RNA-dependent protein kinase activator A homolog (gene loqs). The transcript is spliced from 6 exons. The record is from RefSeq and is a predicted model, not a curated record. NCBI's taxonomy places the organism in Eukaryota, Metazoa, Arthropoda, Insecta, Diptera, Glossinidae. The coding region runs from base 224 to 1501 and encodes 425 amino acids.